AUGUAUCUUUAUAAUAAACCAGGAAAUUUUGAUCCAAGAAUUAAUAGAAUAACACCAAUGUUUGGAAAUAAUUCAUGUAUAAGUUCUUAUGCUUAUAAUAAACUUAAAAGUUUAUAUAACUUAAAUUCUUUCACAGGACUUAAUGAUUUUAAUGCUAAUAUUGCAGCUUAUGAAGAAUAUUAUAAAUCUAGAGGUAAAAUUGAAACUGAAUUAUAUCAUAAGUUUAGUGAAAUAACAUAUGGUAUGGAAUAUCCAGAUUUUUUUGAAAUUUUUCCAAUACUUAAAGGUAUGAAUAAAGAUCCAGACUUGUAUUUAUUUAUGGUUUCAUAUCAUCUUCAUAAUUCAAGAUAUCGAAUUAAUUUUAAAGAACCAACAAUAAAAGAUAUCUGGAAUUUGAUAAAUGAAUAUAAACUAAUCAAAAAAACGUACCAAAGUGAUAGUGUAUUUGUUGAUUUCUAA
This is a messenger RNA of Strongyloides ratti, 459 nucleotides long. RefSeq lists its product as hypothetical. The transcript has 2 exons. Lineage: Eukaryota; Metazoa; Nematoda; Chromadorea; Rhabditida; Strongyloididae. The record is from RefSeq and is a predicted model, not a curated record. Bases 1 to 459 code for a protein of 152 amino acids.